This is a messenger RNA of Symbiodinium sp. CCMP2592, 1125 nucleotides long. The record is from the annotation of a GenBank genome assembly. Lineage: Eukaryota; Dinophyceae; Suessiales; Symbiodiniaceae.
AUGGUCGUCAGUUGGAGCGAGCUUUUGGAACAAGGCCUGCAAGUAAUGCAAAUCAUGCAUGGCCCGGAGCCAUUGCUGGAUCGGCUCGACAGGGUUGUGGAUCCAUGUCCGGCCUUGCUGCCUUCAUUUACGUUUCCGAUACCUGUGGACCACUGGCGAUUCCAUGGCCAACGCAACAGCUCGCAGCCUUGUCGGUUUGUUGUCGUAACAACGGUGACUGGGGCAUACGACAAGGUUGAUCUGUCUUUUCCGCAAACCAGUGGCCCCAGCCUUUGCUUCUUUAUUUUCUUCGACGAAGCUAGUGCGAGAGCGUCUGUGCCAGAAGCUGAGCUGGAGAACGCUUGCUUUUUGUCAAAACAGUCUGAAGUUUCACACUGCGUGCUGCCGCGGCUGGGAGAAUGGCACGUGGUCAUUCUGAGCGACAGCAUGAUCAGCAGUAUCCCGCCGCCGUUCGCGCGCACACGCCGUUCGAGGCUUAUGAAGAUGCUGUCCCAUCGAGCCUUCAGCUCGGCAGAGUUUCUCUUGUAUGUCGAUGGAAAGCUGAUCAUGAACGACGUCACGCCUGAGACCGUGGAAGCAUUCGUGCUCCGGGCGCUGCGGCCCCCAGGUGGCAGGGUGGCUUGGGCCUCGCCACUGCAUCUGGAAAGGCGGACAAUCUACGAAGAGGCCUUGCAGGUUUGCUUGUUCAACCUUACGGACGACACGUGCGUGGAUCAAAUGCUGUCCUACCACGCCAAGGGCUAUCCAUUGCAGGCACCACCUUAUUUGAUCGAAGGCACCUGGCACUAUCGGGACCUCCGGGCGCCGGAAUCUUCCUUGAUCGGAUGUGCCUGGAUGAAAGAGUUCCUUUCCUGGAAUGUAUCCAGGGACCAGCUAACGUUCAACUUUGCGGUCUGGGAAGCCAACUUGUCUUUCUACGCCGUCCAUCAGCGGCCAGGCCUAUUCCAUGGUUCAGGAGGACACAGCGGGGGCCGAGAGACGAUUGCAAAGCCUCGGCGUUGUGCUGAACUGGUCCCACUGGUGGAUCGGCGCUGUGGCGGCGUGGGGCAAAGGAGAUGCUGCUUGUCAUGCGACCACCUCUUCGGAAGGCAGCCAGCUCAACUGGACUGGCAAUGGCUAGUGUAG